GUCCGCUGGCAGCCUCAUGCAACGCGCCCCAUCUCGGUCAGAAUGUAAACAGUCUGGCCCAGCGCUCAGUAGUGCGUGGCGGUGCGCGUUUGGCUGCGCGCGUCGCACUACCCUGUGGCCUGCUAUACCGCUUUUCCUCCCUUGUUGCGCGAUUUCGUGGUCCAACUAAAUAUAUCAACACAGAAGCGGACGCACCUUAUCGGCCUCUCGGGAACACAAAAGAAUAAGAUAAUCGUGUACAGAUGUGACUCGCGAAAGACAACACAAAAAAAAAGAAAAAACAAAAACGACCAGAAUGAGAUAAAAAACUGAAAAAAAAAGCGAUAAACGAUGACCCAAAUAUGAUACGGAGGAGUGAGUGAGCGAGUGAGCGAGUGAGUGAGUGAGCAAGGACCUGACACAAGGGAGAGGAUGCGACGCACGGCCAGACCAACAACGGCAGAGAGAGAUGACCUCGAGGACACCAGCUGGAAAAGGAAGUCCUAUGCCCUUGCUCAGCGGAAUGCCCUCCCCAUCCCUAUGCCCCACCCAGUUUACCCUCCCCCGAAGCCUUGCCCUCCCCCAGCGGUAGUCAUUCGACCCUCUAGACUCCGCUCACGGCCUCCAGGUGCAGGAUACAGGCCACCUACAGGGUACAGGCCCCCGGGGAUAAACCAACCACCCCCGAGGCAGAAUUAUUACCAAGGUCAACAGCCCCACCCUGACCACCUCCCGCCGCUGUCCGAGGUCAGUGCUGGGACAGGAGAUUUCCCUCUUCACAAAGGGCCUCCUCCCCAUCGACAGCUUCCUACCAUACAGGCCGCUCCCUUAGAGGCUCAUGGCAUCCCUUCUUCACACCCGCCGGAGCUCACCACCUUCAGAGCACCUGCCUCACCCCCCCCACAAGGGCCUGCCAAUGCUAACUUUCCGCAUGAGAGGCCUUAUAAUGUCCCUGGCUCGCCACCAAGACUCAACCACCAUGUCGCCUCACCUACAAGGCCUACCAACACCUCUGCUUUGCUUCCUCCAGGGCCACCUUACGCUAAUUCAUCGCCCUCACGGCCUGCCAAUAUUCCCCCCUCGUCAUCAAGACCAGUCGACCAUCCCGCUUCCCUUCCCCAGCCUGUCAUUCAAGACACCGCUGGACUAAGGCCUUCCACGACUCAUCCCACCUUCAACACCUUCCACCCUGAGCCUGUGGCGUCACACCCUCCACUGCCCGCCACGUUGCUCCCGCAGCAGACACACAACGCCCCUUCAACGCCACCGCCACCAGUGCCCAGAACACCCCCGGCGCUGCCCAGUAAACCACCACCGCGGGUACUGCAGCCUAAAGGGACUAAGAUUGAGAGGCCGGCGCACUCACCACCACCACAAUCCCAGAAAACCUCUCCCCUGAAGAAUGCGCCACCGUCACCGAGGCCGAGGGAGGCACCGCCCGCCGUGCCGUCCUACCCGUCGAGGCAGCCGGAGUCAGGGUACUCCAGCCACGACUCCCUAUCGACAUGUCCCCCGGAGUCCUACAUCACGGAGCCAACGCCCCCCGUGUCUUUGGGUAAGCCAGUCACCCCUUCAGAGCCGGUCAGUAUCUCCCCUCCGGCGGACACUGACCUCACCUCGAAGCUAGUCAGCCCACCACGAGAAGACGCACGAGACCGAAGACCUGAAGCAGACCUCGAAGACCAGCGUUCGACGGGUAACACCUCAGGGACAAAUACUUCGCUUGAGGGAUCAAAGUCACCUUCCAAGGGAUCUGAAUCCGACCUCACGCCUCUACCCAGUGUUUCUGACUCUCCUGAAUCGAGAUCGUACUCCUCAUCACCGCCAAAGGACACAAGGAGCCCUCGACCUGCCAACACAGCCUCUCAACACCGAUCAACCACGCCCCCAUCACAGCGGCGUUCGUCGUCCCCACCUCCCGCCCCUCACCAACGCACGCCGCCGUCCAUCCGCGCGGCGCCUUCCUUUCAGCCGACGUUCCCUGCGACGCCUCUCCUAAGAAGAGCCAAUUUAGCAUCGAAAUCUCAGAGCUCCCUGUCGUCUCCCUCCUCAACGACCUCCCCUCACCCCGCCAUAGCGCCUGAGGGGGGAGAAGCCUCAUGCCUCCCCACGCCGCCCUCCUCCCCCUCCACGGCUCGUCUCGACAUUGUCACUCCCUCGUCCUCCUCAUCCUUCCCGCACGGCCACGAUCAGAGUGCAGUCGGGGAGGGGGAAGGAGAGGAGGAGAAGGCAAGACACCCAGAGAGAGACAACCCACCAGAUGACGGCCGUGACCUGCCUUACACCUCGCCGACAGACAAGGCGCCCGACAAGACCUCACCGAGCCAAGAAAAAGCGACCCCGCCCACUAGUAAUGCCGCCAACAACUCGGUCGCCUCGGAGGAGCUCGGAACCGUCCCCGCCAAGCCACCGCCGGAUACGUUCCAGGUGUACAAGACGAGGUUCUGGAUCUUGACGGUGUUUUCGUUCAUAGGCUUUAUACAGACAUUGGUGUGGGGCACGUUCGGGCCGAUCGCGGAGUCGGCCCAGGCGGCGUUCCCGAGCUGGGACGACGCCACCAUCGCCGCGUUCCCUAGCUGGGGGCCCAUCAUCGUGGUCGUCUUCACCUUCCCAAUGGUGUGGCUCUCCGGAAGACUAGGUCUGCAGUUGGCCAUGGGGGUGUGCGCGCUGUUCCUCACGCUGGGCACGAUGCUACGCUGCUUCACGUCGCAGGAGGCAGUCUUCACCGUGAUGUGUCACGUCAGCUCCGUCCUGUUCGCCUUCGCCGCCUGCUUCACCCUCUCGCUGCCCGCCAUGGUCGCCGCCACGUGGUUCCCGCCCAGCGAGCGCAUCACGGCCACAGCGGUGGGAACCCUCAUGUGCCAGCUGGGGGGCGCCGGCAUGUACCUGGGGGCCCUGGUGGUCAGGUACCCUACUGCCGAGCCUCAGAACCUGUCAGAGACGGAGAGGGAGGAUAUCCGUGGCGACAUCAUGGUUCUUAUGUACAUACACUUCGGCGCCGCGUUGCUGCUGCUCCUGGCGGUGGUGAUCUACUUCCCGGCGAAGCCUACGACCCCGCCCUCAGCGUCAUCCACCGAGGAGAGGAUAGACUACUUCAAGGCCAUCAAGAAAAUAUUCAGAAAGCCGCAGCUGAUGAUGGUGAUGGUGGUGUUCGCGUUCUCCUUUGGUGUUCCUGUCGUGUGGAUCGGUGUCCUGAACUUGUCCCUCAAGGAGAUCGGCAUCAACCAGGAGCAGGCCAUCGGAGUCGCUGUGACCGCCGUGGUGUGCUCCAGCGCCUCGGCCUUCAUUGCGGCAAGGAUCACGGACAAGGUGUACGGCCACCUCAAAGUCACUAUAAUGGUGCUGCUCGGCAUUUCAUCUGUGUUCUUCCUGUGGUUCCUCCUCUUGACAACCAAAGUCAUCUACCCAACCCUUGGCCAGGUGUAUGCGGCAGUGACCGGGGGCCUCUGCUUUGAGUACACCACUGUGCCUCUGCUGGUGGAGCUGGCUGUGGAGAUUGGCUUCCCCAUCCCGGAAAACGUUACGGGAGCCUCGCUCACCUUCAUCUUCAACCUCGUGGCCCUCGUCUUCCUCGGCCUGUUCCAGAUCCCAAACAGCGGCCACUUGUGGGUGAGCUGUGUGCUGCUGGCCUGCGUCUCCCUCACCAUCAUCCCGCUGUUCUUCAUCAAGGAGACCCACAAGAGAUCAGCUGCAGAUAGAAAAAUCGUAUAGCAAAGCAGAUUUUUUUUUUAUUGUAGAUAUUACCUUUAUCAUAAAAUAUAAUUGUUUUUGUAUAUAACCAGUAUUUUUAUAUGUUACAAUACUUCAGGUUUCUCUAUUCAUACAGUUGAGUUUUCUGUACAUCAGUCUGCCUGUAAACUUGCUCUCCUCAUACACUCACACACAUCAAUACACACACACACACACACACACACACACACACACACAAACUAAGUGAGGAUGUAAUAUCAGUGAAGAGUGCACACAACUUCAAGGAAAAACAGGACAAGUACAGAUAUGGAAACGGGACCACACGAGCGUGAGCCCAGGCCCUGUAAAAUUACAACUAGGUAAAUACAACUAGGCAACUCGGUAAUACACACUCUUUCUCUCUUUCUCUAAAAAUGGUAAGUUCUUCUAUGAAAUGCUUCUUGUGAAAAUUGAAAACUAAUAGUGUUAAAGAUCUUGAUGUCAUGUCACAUCUAACUGCAACUUUUCACAUCAAUGCAUUGAUGCAGCAAAGAAGCCAAACAGAAUGUUGGGCUUCAUUACCCCUUUCAUUACCGCCCACACACUGCCCGGCACAACAACGCCCUUCCCACGCACCCGACGUGUUCACCCACUCCGCCCAGUUUCAUGAGGGUACUGUUUAUAUUUAGUUCUGCACAUUCAUGUAGAGGUUUAUAUUAAUUUUUACAUGCUCAAAUGGAUUUUGGCCAUGAGAAGUUUUUAAGUGAGAUACAAUUUAUUAGAUGUUAUUUCUCGUGCAGAGAAGCUGUGAGACAAUGUGGAAAAAUAUGGCCUCCAUGUUUGGCAUCUGGGCAAACACUGCCACUCAUGUCCACCCAACUGUCCCUGAAGUGUUUGUGUUGCUGCAGGUCUGACACUAGUGAUUAUAGUUAUAUAUAUGUAUAUAUGUGUAUGAUAUAAAUCCAUUUACAUGUAAAACGGUAUAAUAAAAUAGACUAUAGUACAAAACAGCUAUGGCAUAUACAAAAACACAACAGUAUUAGGUCACAUAUAACUUCAUCAUGCCAAUAUAUUUUUGGGUAGGAACAGAUAGUCCGUUGCCAAUUUGUCAACUUGUUGAUACGAGCCACAAAAUUCAUAUAAACUGACAACCCUGUUUAUUGUCAGUGUGGCAGGAGUAAUUCAUCAGUCCAUCAGCCAAAAUCUUUCAUGAAUUACAACAGGUAUUCAACAUCUCGGUUAAGAAUAAGAAUUUCGAAUACGCAGAACAGUUUUGGUCUCUCCACCAUGCAGAGGAUGCUGCUAAAUAAGGUGUUCAGUGUAGGGCAAUCAAGAGGAUAUCAAUGGGAGAUUUAGCAUGCUGGAGUGCUAGAAUGACCAGACAACUGCUCCUGCAGGAUUUGGUUACAGACUUCAUAAACACCCCCUAAAUGCGCGCACACACACACAGGUCCGGGCAGUACCCAGAGAUCGACGAUAAUGAGCAUGCACUUGCUCGUGUCGGGAGGGUACCUGCUGGCGAAAGCGAGUCCAACUCGUGAUCAGGCUGUGGUGAAUUACUUACACACACACACACACACACACACACACACACACAUCACUCCUUAAUACUUCGUAUCAUUUUAAAUUUCUAAGGUGUACAUAUGUAAUUUUAGUUAUAAGGAAACAAUGUUCUCAACUGCCACAGUUAUGAACUGUACAUACAAUGUUUAUCAAGCUCAACAGACACUUGAGAUCAGGGUUGGUGCAUGUGGCACCAUUGUGGCCCAGGAGUGACUUGACACUGAUGAACACGAUGCUGUGACCACUUUGUCAUUUCCAUUUGGGGAAUAAAUGACACUUGUCGCCAUUUAACAUUUGACAUGACAGGCAUUGUCAAAAUAACAAAAUGUACCUUAUCAAUAAAACAUGCAUGAUCA
Molecule: messenger RNA, 5567 nt
Organism: Eriocheir sinensis (Chinese mitten crab)
Lineage: Eukaryota; Metazoa; Arthropoda; Malacostraca; Decapoda; Varunidae
Product: basic proline-rich protein-like
Exons: 12
Coding region: 412-3690 (1092 amino acids)
Biological process (GO): transmembrane transport
Cellular component (GO): intracellular membrane-bounded organelle; membrane
Molecular function (GO): transmembrane transporter activity
Source: RefSeq, a predicted model, not a curated record